Messenger RNA from Camelus dromedarius (Arabian camel), 413 nucleotides. Its product is annotated as large ribosomal subunit protein eL28-like. Gene Ontology annotation, molecular function: structural constituent of ribosome. Gene Ontology annotation, cellular component: cytosolic large ribosomal subunit; ribosome. The record is from RefSeq and is a predicted model, not a curated record. The transcript has a single exon. Lineage: Eukaryota; Metazoa; Chordata; Mammalia; Artiodactyla; Camelidae. The coding region runs from base 15 to 413 and encodes 132 amino acids. Gene Ontology annotation, biological process: translation.
GAGGAGCUGCCGCCAUGUCUGCGCAUCUGCAACGGACAGUCGUGCAGAACUGCUCCAGCUUCUUAAUCAAGAGGCGCAAGCAGGCGUACAGCCCGGAACCCAAUAACCUGAAGGCCCGCAACUCCUUCCGCUACGAGGGACUGAUCCACCGCAAGACGGUGGGCGUGGAGCCAGCAGCCGACGGCAAAGGUGUCUUGGUGGUGAUGAAGCAGAGGUCCCGCCAGCCCAAGCCAGCCACUUUCUGUGUGCGGACCACCACCAACAAAAAUGCUCGGGCCACCCUCAGCAGCAUCCGUCACAUGAUCCGCAUGGAUCUGCGCGUGGCUGCCAUCCGCAGAGCCAGAGCCAUCCUGCACAGCCAGAAGCCGGUGACGGUGAAGAGGAAGCAGACCCGCCCCACCAAAAGCUCCUGA